Molecule: messenger RNA, 2162 nt
Organism: Biomphalaria glabrata
Lineage: Eukaryota; Metazoa; Mollusca; Gastropoda; Planorbidae
Exons: 16
Coding region: 171-2147 (658 amino acids)
Source: RefSeq, a predicted model, not a curated record
UCUCUGACAACGAAAAAAGUUAUUAAUGCCUGAUUUCAUUGUUUAUGGGUUUAAAAUGAAACUAGUUCCAUAAAUCUACGUUCUAGAAUGAUUCUCUGGCUAUCUUUGUUUGAAAAUAAUAAUGUAGCUCUAGAUCUAUUGUUUUAACUUUCACGUCUAUCUGUACCAGAAUGAAAGGACCUCUUCAAAUUCAACACAUAAAACUGAUACACUGGACUAUAGGUCUCAUUGUUUCAUUGUCUCAAGUUAUUUGCCAAGAAGAAUGCCCCGAGAACUAUUUUGGUCCAAAUUGCAGAUUCAGGUGUAACUACUGCCAACCGAGAUGCUCUCCAGAAGAAUGUGGCAAAAAUAUUUGCGCUCGUGGAUUUUUCGGAUACCUUUGCCAGUACCGUGAUCUGGCCACUCAUUGGGGAGCACCUAUAACAAUUUAUAACGACGGUGAUGAAACCACGUGUCAGACCAAUGACUCAGUGACAACAGCUACAAUACCCUUUCAGGCUACGAGGAUAACAUUCUUCAUUUUUACAAUAGACAGUUCUAGCGAAGCGAAUUUAAUUGAUGACAUCACUUUUGAACUCUUGGAAGGUAAUGACAAAAGAGUAUGCGAUGAGGGGAACUACUCUUACUAUUUAACUCCUUUCAGCAAGUAUUUUAGAUGCAUUACAAUAGUCAACGUCACAAGCAUGCUGCUGAAAGGAAGAGGAGUGACACGCCUCUGCACAGUGAGCGUCUCAGGAGGUCGCAACCUCGCAAUCAACCAGCAAUACAAUUAUAGUUCGUUAUACAAAAAUUCUGACGGAGACAAAGGAGGUGUUGAUGGGAAAAUUCCUCUAAGUGGCUACAUCAACACAAAGACUUGUUUUCAGGCGGCGGAGAACUCCGUUAACUCAAGCUUUUUCGUAAUUUUUAAUAUACGAGUGCUUAUCGAUUACUUCAUAGUAUAUAAUAGACCAGAUGUGCCCAACAGAAACAAAAUCGUAGGAUUCCGCCUGAUUACCUAUCAAUUUGGAAAUUCAAUCGGCUUCAACUUUAAGGAGAACGGUAGACCACCAGAGGGCUCUGGAAAUUAUACUAUUUUUAACCCUUGGCCUAGUAAUGCCGUCUACAUGUUUGAAUUACUGAAAUUCGAUGCAACAAACAACGUUCUUCAGUUCUGUGAAGUGGAGGCAUGGGGAGAAUGUCUACAGGGAGAGUAUGGACUGGACUGUACCAGCAAGUGUAAUAGCAAAUGCAGGGAACUAUACUGCGAAGUGACGGGAAAAUGUAUAGGAUGCUUAGCUGGAUUUUGGGGAGUCGAGUGUACCAAAGUGUGUAGCAGUGGGUGCGCGAAUAAGGCGUGCAAUCAGGAAGAAGGCAAUUGCACGCAUGGAUGUCAAACAGGUCUAUUCAGUCCCAACUGCACAAAAGAGUGUCACAACUGUAUGAAUAACGGCAAAUGCAGCAUAGACGAAGGACAUUGCCAGGACGGAUGCUUAAAAGGAUUUGAACCCCCGUCCUGUGAAAAUGUAUGUCCCGCUGGAACAUUUGGCGUGGAUUGCAAAGAGUCUUGUCCUCCAAACUGCCUUGACAAUUGCUCUCCAGACGAAGGAAAAUGCAACAGUACAUGCUCAAAUGGAUACUUUGGUGAGAACUGCGAAAAAGUGUGUAACGAUGGAUGUUUCAAUAACAUGUGUCAUCGGGAUAACGGAAGCUGCAUGGCUUGUGACACUGGCUUUUUUUCCGAGGACUGUUCUGGCACUUGUAGUGACAAAUGUUUAAAUAAAACGUGUCAUCGAAAUAGCGGAACCUGCGUCGCCUGUCCCGAAGGCUUCUUCUCCGAGGACUGUUCUCGAUCCUGCAAGAAGGGGUGUCUAAAGGGAGAAUGCAAUCACGAAAACGGCGCUUGCUUUGCUUGUGACCCCAUGUACUACUCUAGUGACUGUUCACAAGCUUGUAGUGAGAGCUGCGCUGGUAAACGUUGUGACCAGGACAAGGGAACAUGUCUUGGCUGUAACCCCGGCUACUAUUUAAGUGACUGUUCUCAAAAAUGCAACAACGGCUGUUUGAACGGACUCUGCUACCAAGAAAACGGAUCGUGUGUAGCGUGUGAGUCACAGUUCUACUCCUCGAACUGUUCUAAAGGUGAGAAAGAGCCAACCUUAUUCUAAUUUUAAUAAAGAAAU